Molecule: messenger RNA, 687 nt
Organism: Nicotiana tabacum (common tobacco)
Lineage: Eukaryota; Viridiplantae; Streptophyta; Magnoliopsida; Solanales; Solanaceae
Source: RefSeq, a predicted model, not a curated record
AUGGCUGAGAAUCAACAAUUGCGCACAGAGUUCAGAAAUCUAGAGAGGCAGUUUGGGCAAAUGGCUAACAAUCAGAAUAUUAGACCUGUUGGAGCUCUACCAAGUGAUACAGAGAAAAAUCCUCAAGUCAAUACAGUGACGUUGAGAAAUGGGAGAGAGUUAGUAGAAGUGCCUAAGAAGAAAAAAGAGCAGUCUGGGCUCGAAGAAGAAAGAGUGCCAAUACCUAUUGAGAUACACUUGAACAUCCCUUUGGUGGAUAUGCUCUGUGAGGUCCCAAAAUAUGAAAAAUAUAUUAAGAAUAUAGUGGCAAAUAAGAGGAGAUUAACUGAAUUUGAGACUGGCGCACUUACUAAGGAGUGCACUUCCAGGAUUCAACAUAAGCUUCCACAAAAGCUUAAGGAUCCGGGUAGUUUUACAAUCCCUGUGAGGAUUGGUGAAAUUGAUGUGGGUGGAGCCUUGUGUGAUUUGGGUGCAAAUAUCAAUCUGAUGCCGUUGUCAGUGUUCAGACAAUUGGGAUUAGGAGCUCCGAGACCCACCACGGUGCUGCUACAAUUAGCUGACAAAUCUUAUGUUUAUCCUGGGAGGGUAAUUGAGGACGUCUUGCUGCAGAUUGGGAAGUUUAUUUUCCCUUCAGAUUUGAUUAAAUUGGACUACGAGGAUGAUGAGUUAGUUCAUUUCAUCUUGUGA